AUGUUAAGGGUUACUUCGUUGCCAAAAUCAUUUGGCGAUUUGAAGCAUCUAAGGCAUUUGGACUUAAGUCAUAGUUCAAUUGAAGAGUUACCUGACACAAUAUGCAAAUUGCGUGAGUUGCAUACGCUGAAAUUGUUUGGAUGUAAGAGAUUUGCUCGCUUACCAACUAACAUUGCAACUGAUCUAAUCAAUCUAUGUUGUCUCGACACUGGGGAGACAGAUUUAGAAGAGAUGCUACUGCAAAUGUCCAAAUUGGAAAAUCUGCAAAUGUUACCAAAGUUUGUUGUCGGCAGAGAUAGCGGAUCCAAUAUUAAAGAGUUAGGCAAGCUUAAAUAUCUACAUGGUGAUUUUUGUAUUGCAAGACUUGAGAAUGUUGUAAGUGUUGAAGAUGCUUGGGAGGCAAAUUUGAUAGAUAAAGGGCAUAUUACAGGAUUGAAUUUAGGAUGGAAUGGUGAGAUUGGAGGUUCGGUUGAAGCCCUGGAGGUUCUUGAUAGACUCCAACCUCAUUCAGGUCUAAAGGAACUAGGUAUUUACAAUUAUGGAGGUACAAGGCUCUCACAGUGGGUUGGAGAUUCUACAUUUACUUGUCUAAAGAAGGUGAGGCUUGUUGAUUGUAAAUACUAUUGGAAUUUGCCUUCACUAGGACAGCUAUAUUCUCUGGUAUUGCUUGAGAUAAGGGGAUUGGAUAUGGUGACAAGGAUAGGGGAUGGGUUUUAUAGUGACGGUUCUGUAAUCACUAUGCCAUUCAAGUAUUUGGAAAGUUUAUUCAUUUCAAAAAUGGAAUCGUGGGAGGAGUGGGCAUUGGUAAAAGCGGAGGAUGGCAGAGUUUUCACAAACUUGAAGGAUCUUCGGUUGAAGAAUUGUCCGAAGCUGAAAGGGGCAUUAGGCUUACCUGAUUAUCUUCCAUCCUUGGAAACCCUUGGAAUAGAAGAUACAAGUCUUGACCUGGUGGCUUCACUCUCAAACUGUCGAUAUCCGUCGCUUAUACUAUUGAGAAUUGAAGGUUGUCGCAAAAUGAAGAAAUUUCCAGGAGGCACAUUGCCAUCCAAUAUACCAAACAUUUUAAUUAUGGAAUGCCCUGAACUGGUGUCACUUUCAGAAGAGGGACGACCAUCAAAUUUAAAGUCACUUGAAAUUGAAUGUUGUCGGCACAGCUUGCAGUGGAAUCUGGGAAUGCUCACCUCCCUUACAUCCUUAUAUAUCGGGUCCAUAUUUGAAGAAGAGAUGGAUGCAUAUCCAAAGGAGGAAGGACAACUUCCCACCAUUCUUACUUCUCUUACGCUUUCUGGUCUUUUCAGACUGAAAUCCCUGAAUGGCAGCGCCCUUCAACACCUCACCUCCCUUCAAUAUUUGUCCAUUGAUAGUUGCAAAGCAAUCCAGUGCUUACCACAACACGGGCUGCCCACCACUCUCACUUCUCUUUGCCUAUAUUGUCUUCCAAGCCUGAAAUCCCUAAACGGAGACACAUUUCGACAUCUCACCUCCCUUCACACAUUGGGCAUUCUUUAUUGCAACAAGCUCCAGUGCUUGCCACAAGAAAGGCUGCCCGAGUCUCUUUUGGAGUUGUAAAUCAUCGAUUGUCCAUUGCUAAAGCCACGAUGCAAGAGAGGGAUAGGGGAAGAUUGGCCUUACAUCCGUCACAUCCCUCUCAUAACCAUAGAUUACCAAGGCACAUGAUUGAUCGUGUACGCUCUUUCAAAAUAAAAACAAAAAAAGGUGGCUCAAAUUUUUUGAUCCCAAAACCACAAAACGAGUAAGAUUCUCUUUCUCUCUUGCUUUAACUAGAUGUAAUUAUAUUAUAUCUACUCAUUUAAUAUGGAGUUUAUUUUGUCUACCAUUAUUUGAGCAUUUCAGUUUUCAGGUAUUUGAUCCCUACUACCGCAGACUUUUUGAUUGUUUGAAUAGUGAUUUUAGGAUUUGAAUUCUUAUUCCCAGAAAGCAUCAAACUACAUUUGUUGCAAUUUCACCCACAUGGAUGUUGCAAUCUCAUCAGAUCCAUGCUUUUCAUUGAUAUAUAACAUGUGGCCAAGAUAUAUAUAGCAUUCAACAUCCUCUGCAUAAACCAUUUUGGAUAAACCAUUUUGGAUAAUUUACAGGAUUUUUAAAGCUUAUGACAACAAGCUAUGCAAUGGGAAUUCAAAUAUAUCGGCAGCUCUGUUUCUCUCUAUGAUGCACUCUUCCUUUCCCAUAUUAAACUUCUGUUUCAACUAGCAUCUAGGGGUGGGCAA
Molecule: messenger RNA, 2228 nt
Organism: Ziziphus jujuba (common jujube)
Lineage: Eukaryota; Viridiplantae; Streptophyta; Magnoliopsida; Rosales; Rhamnaceae
Product: putative disease resistance RPP13-like protein 1
Exons: 2
Coding region: 1-1569 (522 amino acids)
Molecular function (GO): protein binding
Source: RefSeq, a predicted model, not a curated record